AUGGCUCCGACUACUCCUGAUCUAUCGGCCAGGUAUACACUCCUCACGCUGAGUGUCAUCUCUUCGAGCAACAUCUCCAACCGUACGAAAUCCUUGAUCGAACACGUCAAAUCCACACCGGCCGACAACAAACCUGCCAUUGUCGCCCUCCACGCAAAAGCAGCCGUCGCGAACAAGCUCAUCAGCAUCGUCGAGAUCGCAAAGAGAGACCUGAAAGAGGGAGGCCGGAAGAUCUACCAAUACAACGCCCUCGGCUCAGAAUUGAUCGAGCUGAAGCCUGCCACCAAGGAUGCAGCCAACGACGACGCCGUGAGCGACGAGGAGCCUGCUUUCGAGAAGAUUGAGCAAAAGACUACUGUCAGGAAUGUGCCGACUAUGACCACAUAUCUGAGUCUGGUACCUGUCAAAGAACUCAAAGACGCCUAUGGUGAACAAAUCGGAUGA
This is a messenger RNA of Aureobasidium pullulans EXF-150, 444 nucleotides long. RefSeq lists its product as uncharacterized. Bases 1 to 444 code for a protein of 147 amino acids. NCBI's taxonomy places the organism in Eukaryota, Fungi, Ascomycota, Dothideomycetes, Dothideales, Saccotheciaceae. The transcript has 2 exons. The record is from RefSeq and is a predicted model, not a curated record.